AUGCUUCACGAUCCUAAAUGCCGAUUUGACUACCCACUUGCCUCGGUCAGGCUCCACUACGCAGGUCUUGUCAGCCUCGAUUGUCCCUCCAGGACUUCUCCUAUAAAUACGAAGCUCAGGACUACAUUCAAAGGGCGCCGGAGAACCAUCUCUGUUAUCGUCUCACUCACCCCAUAUAUCAUACGACCGUCGCUCUCUGAGCAACGCGCCGGAGCACCGCCUAAAACCCGCCACCACUAA
Messenger RNA from Prunus armeniaca (apricot), 240 nucleotides. The record is from the annotation of a GenBank genome assembly. Lineage: Eukaryota; Viridiplantae; Streptophyta; Magnoliopsida; Rosales; Rosaceae.